AUGGUUCGCCAUCGUUUGGGUGGUUGGCCCUUCCUCCAGAAGGUUGCUAGCAGGCCAUCGAAGAAAGCCUGGAAUGCUCUUGAUGUGGUCGCGGUUGUUGAAGCCUUCUCUGUCCAAAUGACAUUGAAGACGUUUGCCUUCGUCGUUGCGAUUUGUGAUAUGGAAGUUGUGUUGUCUAACUGGAAGCAAAUUCUGGUAUAA
Molecule: messenger RNA, 201 nt
Organism: Strongylus vulgaris
Lineage: Eukaryota; Metazoa; Nematoda; Chromadorea; Rhabditida; Strongylidae
Source: the annotation of a GenBank genome assembly